Messenger RNA from Chaetomium strumarium, 1449 nucleotides. RefSeq lists its product as uncharacterized. The transcript is spliced from 2 exons. The coding region runs from base 209 to 1363 and encodes 384 amino acids. NCBI's taxonomy places the organism in Eukaryota, Fungi, Ascomycota, Sordariomycetes, Sordariales, Chaetomiaceae. The record is from RefSeq and is a predicted model, not a curated record.
UCUGCCUGCAGCUUGCUUAUCACUCGACCCUCCACUGUGCCUCCCGUGCAUUUAACUGGACCGCUGCGGGCACUGCCAACAAAAAUCCUCAGGCCACCGGCAUCACGCCGACUGCAGCCCAAAUUUCCAGAUAUAUAAAGAUCGACCGUUUUGCGCUGCAUUCGCAUCCGAAUUUCAGAUUGCGCGUCUGUGUGUUCUCAUACCCACCAUGUCCCACCGAUGGCCGGCCGAACCGGUCAUGGAUCCUCAAUAUGCUCGCAGGCGAGCGCCGCCUAUGGAGCAGGCAAGCAAUGCUGCGUACACCCAUAGUCGCUCGAGGACGACUUCGUCGAACACGUUUCCCACAGGCAUGCCGGCGCACUAUCCCCCGAAUCCAUACCAGCCGCAGACUCACCUCGCCGAGCCGCAGAUGAACCAUCAGCGCCGCUCGCCGAGCGUCAACACAUUCAGCAGCAUUUCCAGCGGCGGGAUGGCACCGCCAGCAGCUUAUGGGACGCCGCCGACAUUGGAUAUCCGGAGAUCCACCUCGAGCCGCUCCGGCGGCGCCCCUGGUUCGCCGCAGUCCAGCGGCUAUGUCGCGCUGCUCAGGAAACAGAAAGCCACAGUGUGGUGCGAUCGCGCUCAAUACGAGGACCCACGAUUACUGGCGCAACAACGGGCGGCCAAAAUGCGGGCCAACCUCGCAGUUGUUGGGGGCAGCGGCUUGGGGAUUGGAGGCGUGAGCUCCGGGCGCACCUCUACUGGGCUUAGCUCAACCGGUGGCAAGGUCGCGGCCAAAAUCCGCCACCACGGGAAGCCUACUGUUAUCGGCUACUCCCCUGGCAGCAACUACAAUGGAAUCGGUGGUGUCCCUCUCCGGCUCAGUGCGACUGAGGUAGAGGGCGAGGAGAGCGAAGAGGAUGACGCGGCCAUCCAACAACGGCUACACCACCGCCGGACGGGCAGUUCUGGGAGGAACAGCAUCGCGAGCGGCAGAAGAACGACCCCAUAUCGUUCAUCCGGAGGCCUCGGGACCACGGCUACGCAACACAGUGGAUCAACCAAGUGGAGCCCUAGCGACACGCCUGAAAGGUCAGGGUCCAUGGUUGAAGAUAAGCCGGGCGAGCAGGCACUCGCAGGAGAUGACGCUCGCAGUGGGAAAGCCAGGAGCUUUGAGAGCGGCAGCAGCGGCGAGCGGCUGGACAAUGUGCCGGAACUUACCACUGGCAACACGACGCAUUUCGCGAAUCAUAGCAUGAAGCAUGCCACGGUGACACGUGAGAAGAGCGUGAAGAGUAUCGACGAGUUGAAACGACGGGGCAGUGUGGACGAGCGGGCGAUGAGUUUGACCGCGGGCCGGCUGUACAUUGCGAACCCGGAUUAAGGGAUGAACGCCUAUUCCGAUCGCUUCAGAUUACGCAUACACUUCAAGGCGCGGGAGUUCAAAGUCUGGGUUGGACGGGGCUGUGA